Limulus polyphemus (Atlantic horseshoe crab) is the source of this 3006-nucleotide messenger RNA. Its product is annotated as cGMP-dependent protein kinase, isozyme 2 forms cD4/T1/T3A/T3B-like. The transcript has 21 exons. NCBI's taxonomy places the organism in Eukaryota, Metazoa, Arthropoda, Merostomata, Xiphosura, Limulidae. Bases 226 to 2319 code for a protein of 697 amino acids. Gene Ontology annotation, molecular function: cGMP-dependent protein kinase activity; ATP binding. Gene Ontology annotation, biological process: protein phosphorylation. The record is from RefSeq and is a predicted model, not a curated record.
CAAGAAGUAUUUAUCGUCUCUCCUGCUAGUUUUACAACUUUUUUAAGUACACAGGAUCACUUGUCCGUUGUAUUAUUUAUUGUGUAUUAUGGCGACGUAUUAUCUCAAACCUGAUGCAAGACGAAGUUGUUUGGUUUUAGCGCAAAGUUACACAAUGGGUUAUUUGCGCUCUGGUGACCACAGGAAAAUAAAACUCCGCUUCUAGGGUUACUUUCAAACUUCAGCAUGGGAACUCUUGAGGAGAAAGAUGAAGUUAUUAGACGCCAAGAAAACACCAUUCGACAAUUGCAAAAUCUGCUUUCUAGGAAAGAUGAAGAAAUUCAGGCCCUGUGUAGUCAAUUAGACAAAUACCAGUCGGUACUUAUACCACUGAGCUAUAACCAACACGAUAAGCAUGGGAGACGUAAAGAACGAGCUCAGGGGAUUUCUGCCGAACCACAGUCAUUACGUACAAUUCAGGAACUCAUUACAACUAAGUUUCCAGAAUAUCCAAAAUCAGAACAGUCAAAGGAAUUAAUCAAGCAAGCCAUCUCAGACAACGAUUUCAUGAAAAACCUUGAAAUGAUCCAGAUCCGAGAGAUCACGGACUGCAUGUAUCCAAUUGAAUAUGCUAAGGAUAGUUUGAUUAUUAAAGAAGGAGAUGUGGGAUCUGUUGUUUUUGUUAUGGAAGAGGGAAAAGUGGAGGUAUCAAAAGAUGGAAAAUUUCUGUGUACUCUGCAACCUGGCAACGUUUUUGGCGAGCUGGCUAUUCUGUACAAUUGCACCCGUACUGCUACUGUUAAAGCCAUAAUGGACUGUAAACUUUGGGCAAUUGAACGACAGUGCUUCCAGACAAUUAUGAUGAGAACAGGAUUAAUACGACAAGCAGAGUACACUGACUUCCUCAAAAGUGUUCCAACAUUCAGAAAACUCAAUGAAGAAACUUUGAUCAAAAUAGCUGAUGUUCUGGAAGAGACAUUUUAUAAGAAAGGUGACUACAUUAUUCGACAAGGUGCUCGAGGAGACACUUUUUUUAUCAUCAGCAAGGGAAAGGUGAAAGUAACUAUGAAGGUUCCAGAAUUAGAUGAAGAAAAGUUUAUCCGAACUUUAGAGCAUGGAGAUUUCUUUGGUGAAAAAGCACUCCAAAGAGAGGAUCUCCGUACAGCCAAUAUUAUUGCUGAUGAUCCUGAAGGGGUAACAUGUUUGGUUAUAGACAGAGAGUCUUUCAAUCAGCUUAUUAGCAACAUUGAUGAGAUCAAGCAAAAACGAUAUGACGAAGAAGAAGUUAUUGCACGCAAAAAGAUGGUAAGGAAGUUAACUGGAGAUCACACACUGAUUGGAAAAUUAAUGAUUCUGAUUUUCAGGCUUAACAAAGAAUUUGAAAAUCUCAAGUUGUCUGACCUAAGUGUUGUAGCUACGUUAGGAGUUGGAGGUUUUGGAAGAGUAGAAUUGGUCAGAAUAGGCAACGAUUCAUCUAGGUCAUUUGCCCUUAAAGUGAUGAAAAAAGCCCAGAUAGUGGAGACAAGACAGCAGCAACACAUUAUGUCAGAGAAGACAAUCAUGGAAGAAUCUAACUGUGACUUCAUUGUCAAGUUAUUCCGAACAUUCAAGGAUUUUAAGUUCCUCUAUAUGUUAAUGGAAUCCUGUUUGGGUGGUGAGUUGUGGACCAUUUUAAGAGAUAAGGGAAAUUUUGAUGACCUAACUACAAGAUUUUAUACUGCCUGUGUGAUUGAAGCCUUUGACUAUCUCCACUCUCGCCACAUCAUCUACAGAGAUCUUAAACCAGAGAAUCUGCUUCUUGAUGUUAAGGGUUACAUUAAACUAGUGGAUUUUGGUUUUGCUAAGAAACUAAUGCCAGGUAGAAAGACCUGGACAUUUUGUGGAACUCCUGAAUAUGUUGCUCCAGAGGUUAUCCUGAACCGGGGGCAUGACAUAUCAGCUGAUUACUGGUCUCUGGGUAUUCUGAUAUUUGAACUGCUGACGGGCACACCUCCAUUUACUGGUUCAGAUCCUAUGAAGACUUACAAUAUCAUUCUAAAAGGAAUUGAUGCUGUACAGUUUCCUCGCUGUAUCUCUAGAAAUGCCAUGGCCUUGAUUAAAAAACUCUGCAGAGAAAAUCCUGCUGAACGAUUGGGUUAUCAGAAAGGAGGAAUAAAGGACAUCCAAAAACAUAAGUGGUUUGAUGGUUUCAACUGGGAAGGGCUACGAGAUCAUACACUUCAUCCUCCAAUCCUACCUCAGGUGCGAAAUGCCAUAGACACCACUAAUUUUGAUCACUAUCCUCCAGAUUGUGGCAAUCUCCCACCCGAUGAUGAUUCAGGUUGGGAUAAAGACUUUUGAGGACUAAAUAGUGAAUAAAAUAAAGAACCUUUUGUGGAACAAGUCAAAUAAACAUACUGUAUAUUAAUGAGCAGUUGUAAAGUAGAAAAAUCUUGAAUCACUAACAUCUGGUAUAUGUAUAAACCUCAUGGCAAAAGGUGAAUUUUGCAUACGAGCAACUCACAGCUGAGAUUGUUGAACCUGAAGCACUUGAAGGACCAUUGUGUAUAUAUACAUAUAACAUAGUUUAUAGCAGAUUUUUGGUCUGUUUGUUAGUAAUUUUGGUUUUUGAAUAGUAGUAGGAGUACUAAGAAAGUAAUAGAUUUUAAAUUUUGAGAAUAAUUUAGAAAUCUAAUAAAAAUAAUGAUAAGCGUAACGUAAAAAAUCAUUUGAAGACCGAAAAUAUUUUACACAUGUUGGAAUAUAAUGUUUAUAUAAUUUUGAAAAAAGUGAAUAUUUGUAUUUCUCUGAAAAUUAAUUUAAUAAAAAUAAUCAUAAGGGUAAUGUAAGGAACCAUUUGAUCUGAAAAUUCAUUUCGAUAUUCAUUAGAUGAAGUUAUCUUUAUUACUUGCUUAAGGUUUUGGUACAUAAAUCUAAUAAAUAUAAUGAUAUAUGUUUUAUUACAACUUUAGUGCCUUAAGUUGCUUUAGUCAAAUUACUAAGUAUUCUAAAAUCAUAGGUACAUUUUAAUUAAGAGUAUAUAUAUAU